Haemorhous mexicanus (house finch) is the source of this 1253-nucleotide messenger RNA. It is a transcript of the gene S100B, whose product is annotated as S100 calcium binding protein B. Gene Ontology annotation, molecular function: zinc ion binding; calcium ion binding; RAGE receptor binding. Gene Ontology annotation, cellular component: cytoplasm; nucleus. Gene Ontology annotation, biological process: positive regulation of cell population proliferation; positive regulation of canonical NF-kappaB signal transduction. The transcript has 3 exons. NCBI's taxonomy places the organism in Eukaryota, Metazoa, Chordata, Aves, Passeriformes, Fringillidae. The record is from RefSeq and is a predicted model, not a curated record. The coding region runs from base 169 to 447 and encodes 92 amino acids.
CAGCUCUGCGGAGCGGAGCGGGCACAGCGCCCGCCUCGGACAGCCCGCCCCGGCCCCGCCGCGUCCCCCGCGGGCAUAAGAGGGCAGCGGGUCCCGGCUGGUGGAGCCUGGGCACGCCGCACCGCUGUGCCACAGCCCCGCCGGCAGCAGGGAGGGCCACGCACGACCAUGUCUGAGCUGGAGAAGGCGAUGAUCGCCAUCAUCGAGGCCUUCCACCAGUACUCGGGGAAGGAGGGAGACAAGCACAAGCUCAAGAAAUCGGAACUGAAGGAGCUCAUCAACAACGAGCUGAGCCACUUCCUCGGGGAAAUCAAAGACCAGGAGACCGUGGACAAAGUCAUGGAGGCACUGGACUGCGAUGGGGAUGCAGAGUGCGACUUCCAGGAGUUCGUGGCCUUCAUUGCAAUGGUCACUGCUGCUUGCCACGAGUUCUUUGAGCAGGAGUGAGCUGGUGGGAAGCAGGUGAGCCCCUUCUGCUCAUGCUGGAGAGAGGCAAGGCAGCAUUGCUCCUCCAGGAAAAGGACUGGCUGUGCUCACAGACACCUUAGGGUUCAGCUUGCGCUAGACUUAGCAGCUUAUUAAAAGUGCUGUGGCUUUGUGAACAAGAAACACUUGUGUGGCUCAGGAAAGGCUACUGGCUGGUGCCCACUGGGCUGGGUGCAGUGAGAAUGCCUUGCCUCAAGCUCCUUCCCUGCUGGUUUAAGUCAGGAAUGUGCAUGGGGCUAGAAGCAGAGGGAUGCUGUGAUCCAAGCUCGCUUGCAAAGGAAAAAAGGAAAUUCAAGGGUUGAAGGAAGAGGUGAUGCAGAGGGGCUGGUUUUGGAAACUUGCUGCUGAGCCCACUGGCCUGAACGGGAAGGCUCCCAGUGACUCCUGUGGGCUCUAGGCAUGGCAUUAACACCAGCUCCUGUGCCAUCACAGGUGCUCAGCAGAGCCCACCCAUUUCUUGGUGCAUUGAGACACCCUCGGCUUGCAAGGCAAAGUGUAACAAUCUAAAAGCAUCAUAACCAUCUGACAGCUCAGGCUUUUCACUUGUGGAUCAAUCCUGCUUUAGCAGCCGGCAGAACUGGAAGCAACAGUGUACGAGGCUCCUGCACUGGGGUCAGCUCCUGGGCCUGGGAUCUGCCUUGACAAGGUGUCCAGGCUCAGGCAGAAGGGAAGUGGGAGUGGCCCAGUGUGACCACAGACCAGGCACAGCCUCCUGAGUGUGUGGAAAUGACAAGGAAUAAAACGUUGGUUUGGCCUCUGGUGAAAAA